Uranotaenia lowii is the source of this 1445-nucleotide messenger RNA. It is a transcript of the gene Fdh, whose product is annotated as alcohol dehydrogenase class-3. The record is from RefSeq and is a predicted model, not a curated record. Gene Ontology annotation, molecular function: S-(hydroxymethyl)glutathione dehydrogenase [NAD(P)+] activity; zinc ion binding. The transcript has 2 exons. Gene Ontology annotation, biological process: formaldehyde catabolic process. The coding region runs from base 247 to 1380 and encodes 377 amino acids. Gene Ontology annotation, cellular component: cytosol. NCBI's taxonomy places the organism in Eukaryota, Metazoa, Arthropoda, Insecta, Diptera, Culicidae.
UGCAGUGCACACGUUACCACCAACAUUUUGGAUCAGGUUUUCUCGCCGGCCGGCGCGGGGUAUAGGGGGUAUAUGAGGGUUUAGGACACAACACACUAUCAAACUUUUUUGUGUCUCCGUGGUUCAAACGGGAAUAUUUUGCUUAUCAUCUAAAGUCAAAGUUUCAUUUCGUUUUGCCUGCUUCAGAUAGCGGAAUUUGUUAAAUAAUUAACAAUCUUGUUGCACCCUUACCGAACUCGAAUCAUAAUGGGUGAUUUUACCGGAAAAGUUAUCACCUGCAAGGCAGCGGUGGCCUGGGAACCAAAAAAACCGCUGUCGAUCGAGAGCAUUGAAGUUGAUCCACCCAAAGCAGGAGAAGUGCGAAUCAAGAUAGCUGCUUCUGGAGUUUGCCAUACUGAUGCUUACACUUUGGAUGGACACGAUGCUGAAGGGGUGUUUCCGGUGAUCCUCGGACACGAAGGAGCCGGCAUUGUUGAAAGCGUCGGCGAAGGUGUAACAAAGUUCAAACCAGGGGAUCACGUAAUUCCGCUGUACAUUCCGCAGUGUUUCGAAUGCAAGUUUUGCAAAAGUCCCAAAACGAAUCUCUGUCCCAAGAUUCGUGCCACUCAGGGAAAGGGACUGAUGCCGGAUGGUACAACAAGGUUCACUUGCAAAGGUCAAAAGGUUUUCCAUUUCAUGGGAACCUCGACUUUCUCAGAGUACACUGUUGUUGCAGAGAUUUCUCUGUGCAAAAUUGAUGAUACAGCACCUUUGGACAAGGUUUGCUUGCUCGGUUGUGGAAUUCCAACUGGGUAUGGAGCCGCUUUAAACACUGCGAAAGUGGAAAAAGGAAGCAGCUGUGCUGUGUGGGGAUUAGGAGCCGUUGGGUUAGCCGCCAUUAUGGGAUGUAAAGCUGCUGGAGCCAGUAAGAUCAUUGGUGUAGACAUCAAUCCGGAAAAAUUUAAAAUGGGAGCUCUUUUCGGAUGCACAGAAUUCGUGAAUCCGAAGGAUUAUGAUAAACCAAUUCAGGAAGUACUGAUCGAGAAGACAGAUGGCGGAUUGGACUAUACGUUUGAGUGUGUUGGCAACGUACAGACCAUGAGAGCUGCCCUGGAGUCCUGUUGCCGUGGAUGGGGAGUUUCCGUUAUCAUUGGUGUAGCUGAAUCAGGUAAAGAAAUUUCAACCCGUCCUUUCCAACUUGUCACUGGAAGAACUUGGAAGGGGACAGCUUUCGGUGGAUGGAAAAGCGUUGAAAGUGUGCCAAAGUUGGUGAAUCAAUAUCAAAAGAAGGACCUGAUGGUUGAUGAAUUCAUAACACAUACCAUGGCUCUAGCUGAAAUAAACAAUGCAUUCACGUUGAUGCACGAAGGAAAGAGCAUCCGUGCUGUCGUUAACCUGUAAUUCAAAUGAAAGGAAUGUAAUAAUUUCAAACAAGAAAAAAAUACUUAUGCACGUUUUUUAGAAAA